AUGGUUAACAAGGAGGAACUGGAAGAAAGAUUGAAAAAACUAUUAGUGAGACUGAAAAACCAACAGGAGGGGAAGCAGUUGAGUACCCUGGUUCAGAUCAUCCAAGACCUUCUUUUCCUGGCGCACACUGAUGACUGUGCAGAAUUAUUUGAGGAUAAAGAUGUCCAUGGGCCUCUUAUGUUGGUGUUGUCAACUUACAGCAACAGCAGAGGGGUGCAACAGGUGGGAUGGUCGUUGCUGUGUCGACUGAUGGAGAUAUGUCCUUCCACCUUGGACUCACUGGUCAGGCCCCUGGGAGCAGGGAUAGACUGGGAGGUACUUGGAGUGCAUCAGCAGAUCCUUAAGGUGUUGUCCCAGCACAGUGGAGACUGCAGAGUGAUGAUGGUUGGGCUCAGGGCACUGGCUCUGCUCCUCAGAUCAGAUGUGAUCGUGUUGUUGAUUCGGGAUGAGGAAGAGGAUGUGUUUAGUUUGAUCGUUGAGGGGAUGAAGACUUUCCCCUCCAGUGAGGAGGUUCAGAUUCAGGGCUGCCGUGGUCUCCAGCUGCUACUGGACAGAGUGUCUGAUGAUGACCUGGUAGAGUUUCUGGAGAACCAGGACCACAGUGUUGUUCUAGGUGCUCUGCACCGUUUUCACGACAGUGAAGACCUGUUUCUGCAGGCCAUGAAGGUACUCCUUCCCCUAGCAGGUCCUGCCAGUAACGUGGAGAUCCUGAUGUCGGGGGGAGAGAGGUGUUACAGUGUGGUGGCUGGAGCCAUGGAGUCGUUCCCAGAGGUUGAGGCACUGCAGGAGGUCGGCUGCUGUCUGUUCAGGAAGUUUACAUCAGAAAGAUAUUGUAGUAUUCUGGUGCUGAAUGGGGUGCAUAGGGUCACUGUAAGAGCCUGUUUGACUUACCCUGAGAACGCCACUCUACAAGCUGCUGCGCUCUCCUGUCUGGCUGCCCUCACUCAAACCAUAGUGAAGAGCAAAGCUGUGGUGAAUGAAGGGAUGGAGGAGGGAGAGGCAGAGGAGAACAGAGGGAAGGAGGAGGCGGUGGAUGAUGUGGGGUUGUGCUGGAUGGAGGCCUGCUGCAGAGCUCUGGAAGUCCAUGCUGCCGAUUCCACAGUGCAGGAAGCUGCAUGUUGGGCCAUACACAGCCUGCUAUUGCAUGGCAGCGAGUCAUGGCACCAUUCCACAGAAGAGCAAGACGGAAGGACACCAGUCCACAGACAGAUCAUGGCUGCCAUGCUGCUCCACUCCUCCUCCCCUGGGGUGUUCCAGGCUGCUGCCAGCGCCAUGGGAACGCUCAUCACCUACAAUAGUAAAAUGCGAUCUCUGUUGUUGUCCAACGGCCUCCAUGUGAACGUGGUGGAGAUGAUGAAGAGACAUCUGUCCUCUCCAGAGGUCUCCGCAGGUGGAUGUAAACUGCUCCACCUGCUCUUCAAGGGAAGGACGGCCAGUCUGGAUGAACUGAACAUGGCCAUGGGCCAGAUCCUUAGGACCAUGAAGGUCCAUAACUUCAUACCUGAGGUCCAGCUGGAAGCUUUGAGGGCCAGCCUGGCCUUCCUCUGUCCUGAUAGAAGUUUGCGGGUGUCUGAUCACGGUGUGUCUGUGGCUGAUCCAGACACAGUGGACGUGUCUCUGAGGGUGCAGAAGAACCAGAGUGUGGUGGAGGGGGCCCACACAGUCUACCUAGAGACACUCAACAGGUUUAUUAGCAGUGCAGCCAUCCAGGAGUGUGGCCUGCGUGUUCUGUCUGCCCUGGCUGACUGCUCUGGUGCUGUAGACCUGCUCUGUCAACAGGGGGCGAUAGACACUGUGCUGCACACACUACAGAUGUUCCCUCGGGAACGAGAAAUACACUACUGGGGUCUAAACCUCCUCUACUGCCUUGUGUCUAAGAAGAAGCUGUCCAGAAUGAUAGUUCCCGUCCUGGCGUCUGUUCUCGUUACCAGUCUCCUGCAGUACAGAGAGGACACAGAGAUGCUGUUAAAGGGGUUCCAGGUGGCCCUCCGAAUGCUGGACGCCUGCUCAGGGGCAGCAGGGGAGCUGCAGAGGGAAGGCUUUGACAGAGAGAUCUUCCUCCAGCUCAAAGAAGGACCACCUGACCGGUGCAGCUACCCGCUCUCCCAGCUGCGUAAGGCUGCAUGCCUGGCCCUGUCCAAGAUGUGUGGCGAUGCAGAGCUGAAGUACAGUAUGCUGGAGAAGGCCUGUAAGGACGGGGAUGUGCUCAUGGCUGAGUGUCUCAUCCAGCUAGGAGCCGACAUCAACAAGAAGACCAAGACCGAGUCGCUCAUAUACCAGGUGUGUGAGCAGGGCGGGCCUCUGCAGCUUGUGGUGCUGCUUCUCAGCCGUGGGGUCCAUGAGCAGCACCUGCGUGGGGCCCUGGGGGCCAGCGUGCGUCGUGGGGACGGCCCUGCAGUCAUCCAGCUACUGGGGCGUCUGGGGCUGGACCUGAACAACAAUGCCCUCUGUCUGGGGGGGUUCAGGCUGGGUCGGGUGGAUGCUGCCUGGCUCAGCCCCCUGCUCUCUGAACGAGGUCGCGUCAGCAGUCUGCGCUCCAGCACAAGUAAGGGUGCAUGUUUAGCUCGGUACGUGUUAUCCUUUCAGAGGGGUAAGACGACUCCUACCCCCUCGACCCCCAGGUCUCUAGCUGACCCCUGCCUUACCUCUGGGUACAUGUCAGACGAGAGUGAUGACUCCAGCUUCCUGUCUUUAGAGGACAGUCUGGUCUUCAACGACGAUAUGGAGAGUGACGGUGAGGACCAUGAGACACACAGAACAGCGCUCCUUAAAGGCACUCUCUCGGUCUCACGCAUGAAAAAGCUCUGGAGGAGGAUGUCUUCCCUGUAACGCACAGCCUCCGAGGGAGUCCAGGGUGAGGUUGAGCUCAACGAGCCACUUCAGAGGAGGUAUGGUAUUCACUCCCCAGUCUUGAGCUCUGGGUAUAACUCCUCCCCUCUGGUCGGGGACAGAGAGUGGAUCCGCCUGCUGGACCUAUCAGGGAAUGAGCUGGACUCUGUGUCGUGUUUGUUGGACGAGGGUUCUGUCCGACAGCAGCUGGAGCACCUGUAUCGACUAGACUUGAGCCAGAACAGCCUAUCAGAGUUCCCCUCUGGGCUGUGUGAGAGCUUGAAGAGUCUGACACGUCUGGAUCUCCAAGGCAACCAGUUGCAGUCGUUGCCAGCGGAGCUUCUGGCCCUGCCCUCACUGAGCAUGCUCAACGUGUCACGUAACUGUGUCGGCCCGCUUCUGACCCUUGACCCCGCCGUCACCUGCCCAUCGCUACGGCAACUCAACCUGUCCUACAACCACAUCACCACCUUCCCCCACCAGCUGGGCAGGGCCAUGGAGCGACUGGAGGAGCUGUCCCUCGAGGGGAACAGAAUGGGUGAGCUGUGGUCUCCUCUGUGUCUUCCGGAGAUGAAGCUCCUAGACAUCAGUAAGAACAUUGUAGAGAGCAUCUCACAUGACUUCCUGUCUGGCUGCCCCAAACUAGAGAACUUCAGUGCUUGUACCAACCAACUCAGUUCGCUGUCACAUCUUCCCUCAAAGAUAACAACUCUGAAGUUGUCACAUAACAGUUUCACUACCAUUCCUCAAGCUGUUCUGGAUCUUCCAAAUUUACGGUCCGUGGAUAUGAGGACCAAUGACAUUAGAGUUUUACCGGGGCCGUGCGCCUGGGCAUCGGUCAACCUGCGGGAGCUCAUGUUCGGUCAGAACCGCAUCGGAGUGCUGGACCUGAGUGGACCUGAAGUUUACAAGUGGGCCAGACUGGAGAAACUACACCUGAGUGACAAUAAGCUCACAGAGGUCCCUCCUCAGAUCGGCCUGCUGGAGGAGCUGACCUCUCUCGACUUGAGCCGUAAUGGCGGCCUGCGCUCCUUCCCUGACGAGAUGGGCAAGCUGAGCAGGCUGUGGGACUUGCCACUGGAUGGCCUGCGCCUCAGCCUGGAUCUCAAGCACAUUGGCAACAAGACCAAAGACUUAGUCAGGUUCCUCCAGCAGCGUCUGAAGAAAGCCGUUCCGUACUACCGGAUGAAGCUGAUUGUGGUUGGAAACGCCGACAGUGGUAAGACUGCUCUGAUCCGACAGCUGAUGAAGCUCAAGCGUUCUCAAUGGCAGAUGGAGCAGCCCACCGUUGGGAUCGACGUCAGAGAUUGGACCAUCCGGGACCGGGAUAAGAAGAACAUGGUGCUAAACGUCUGGGACUUCUCAGGUGGGGAGGAGUUCAGUGGUUCUCACCCCCACUUCCUUACCCCCCGGGCCCUCUACUUGGUGGUGUACGACCUCAGUAAGGGGGCUGCCCAGGUGGACGCGCUCAAACCCUGGCUCUUCAACAUCAAGGCGGUGGCCCCCCUGUCACCAGUCAUCCUGGUGGGGACACACACAGACGUGAGCGAGGACCUCCAGCUGCAGGCUUGCCUGGAUAAGAUCCGCCAGGAGCUCCUCAACCACCAGGGCUUCCCUGCCAUCCGGGACUAUCACAUGGUGGCGGUGUGCGAGGACUCGGACACCAUCGGCAGACUCCGCAAGGCCAUCGCCAGGGAGGUCGCCAGCUUCAAGAUCCAAGGGCAGCUGGUGAUGGGGCAGCUGGUCCCAGAAAGCUAUUUGGAGCUGGAGAGAAGGGUGCUGCUGGAGAGGACCAGGGUGCCGGGGGAGUUCCCCGUGCUCAGACACCAAUACCUGCUACAGCUCAUCCAGGAGAGCCAGAUACAGCUGGAGGAGGCUGAGCUACCCCACGCUGUUCACUUCCUCAGCGAGGCCGGAGUCCUUCUGCACUUUGACGACCCGGCCCUCCAACUCAGAGAACUCUACUUUAUCGACCCACAGUGGCUUUGCAACAUCAUCUCACAGAAACUGUCUCUGAAAAGCUCUGGGUUCUGGGAGAAUCCCAAAGGCGUAGUCCAGCGCUCUAUGGUGGAGCGGUUCCUAUUUGAGAGUAAGUGUUUCCCCAAGCGCCACCUGACCCAGUACUUUAAACUGCUGGAGAAGUUCCAGAUCGCCCUACCUUUCGGAGAGGACCAGCUCCUAGUGCCGAGCAGUCUCUCCAAACAUCGGCCAGUAAUUGAGAUGCCCCACUGUGAAAAUUCUGAGGUCAUUGUUCGUCUCUAUGAGAUGCCCUACUUCCCCAUGGGCUACUGGUCGAGACAGAUCAACCGCCUACUUGAGGUCUCCUCCUACAUGCUCUGUGGCAGAGAGAGAGAGCUGCGUCCCAACCGUAUCUACUGGAGGAGAGGCAUCUACCUGAGCUGGUCUCCUGAGGCCUACUGUCUGGUUGAGGCUGCAAAUGUAGAGGACAACCCUGCCAGCUUCGUCAAGAUCACUGUGCCCUGCUCACGCAAAGGUCGUGUGUUACUGGGUCAGGUAGUGGACCAUGUUGACUCUCUCUUGGAGGAGUGGUUCCCUGGUCUCCUCACCACUGAUAUCCAUGGCAACGGAGAGACCCUGCUGAAGAAAUGGGCUCUGUACAGCUUCAAGGAUGGACAGGAGUGGAGCAAGAUACUGCUGGAGGACCUGUUCACUCACAUAGAUAAAGACUGUCUUUUGGUAAACCCGGAGGACCCUCGCUGCACAGUGCCCAUCUCUCAGAUUGCUCCAGACCUGAUCCUCAGUGACCAGCCUGCUGGAAUCAUCCUUGACAGCGAGGAGCUUGAGAUGGACCUUACCAAGGAGAACCUGCUGGGGGAUGGUGGUUUUGGGUCUGUCUAUCGAGGCAUCUACAAAAAUGAAGAGGUGGCAGUGAAGAUUUUCAACAAGCAUGCCUCUGAUCUCUAUAUACACCGACUACUCCGACAGGAGUUGGUGGUGUUGGGUCGUCUCCACCACCCCAGCCUGGUGGGGCUGCUGGCAGCCGGGGCGGCCCCUCAUCUCCUGGUGAUGGAGUUAGCCCCCAGAGGGUCCCUGGACUCUCUGUUCGAACACGAGAACAGCAGCCUCAACCGCAAGCUCCAGCACAGGAUUGCUCUGCAGGUGGCCGACGGGCUCAGGUAUCUCCACUCGUCCAUGAUCAUCUACCGGGACCUGAAGCCUCACAACGUGCUGCUGUUCAACCUGAAAACUGACUCAGAGACCAUCGCUAAGAUCACAGACUACGGCAUCGCUCAGUGCUGCUGCAGCAUGGGGGUCAGGAGCUCUGAGGGCACCCCAGGUUUCCGGGCGCCAGAGGUUGCCCGGGGCAAUGUGAUCUACAACCAGCAGGCGGACGUGUUCUCGUUCGGCCUGCUGCUAUACGACCUGCUGACUUGUGGUGAGCGCAUCUCAGAUGGCAUGAAGUUCCCCAGCGAGUUUGACGAGAUCGCUGUGCAGGGCAAGCUGCCAGACCCAGUGAAGCACCACGGCUGCUCCCCCUGGCCAGGCUUCCAAGGCCUCAUGAAGGACUGUAUGAGGGAGAAUCCCCAGGACAGACCCACCUCCACACAGGUGUUUGAGAGGCUGAACUCUGGGGAGAUGCUGUGUCUGAUGAGGGAGCUGGUGGUCAGCAGAGCUGCCAAUGCUGAGUGUUUCACGGCGGGCUGCAGCAGCGCCAGCAACGGCCCCAGUUCUAACCCAAGGGCCUGGGUGGGAGGGGGCAGCAGCACACAGAGACUGGGCUGUGUCGCGUCUGUCGACCUGGAGACUGAGAAGGUCACAACACAGGUGAUUGACACGAGUCCUGUCUUAUGCCUGGUGACCGUCCAAGUCCCAGACGAAGCCUGUGAUUGGCUGGUGGCUGGUACACAAUCAGGGGCACUGGUCGUCAUCAGCACUCAGAACCUGUCCAACUGGCACAACCUGCAGAGUGUCACCGACGCUGUGACAUCACUGUUCUUCCACACCCACCCUCAGCGCAGUCAAAGAAAGAAUUACUUGUUAGUUGGGACAGCAAAUGGAAUUCUGACGGUUUAUGAGGACUCUGCGCUCCAGGUGGAGAAUGGCCAGCCAGUCAAGACGUUGCACAUCGGGAACGUCAACACCCCAGUGAUGUGUCUGGGCCAAUCAGGUCACUCCCUGGACAGGACCACGGUGUGGGCCGGCUGUGGGAGCAGAAUCCUUUCCUUCACCGCCGACUAUGGCGUCUGUAAGACCAUUGACACUAAACCCAACAGCCUCUUCCAGCAGCAUCAUGCGGUGAGCAGUGAGCCGUGUGUGUCUCGUAUGGUAGUGGAGAAGCAUGUGUACCUCAGCAAGGCUGGAGGGCAGAGCGUGGAGGUGUGGAAUAAGAAGAGUGAGCGGAUGAUUGACAGCAUUGACUGUUCCCAACUACUCAGACACAACUCCAGCCGGCGACCCAGAAAGGCUAAUUCAGAGUUUGAAUUUGGAGCGGAUAGUCCAACCUGGGCGAACAUCAAGUCCCUCCUGGUGCAGCAAACCACCCUGUGGAUCGGCACCCGGGGAGGCCACCUCCUCCUGGUAGAGCUGGCUAACCUCCAGCUGCUGCAGGUCAUCAGCCCCCACUGCCAGUCCAUACGCAGCAUGGCCUCUGUUUUUAUAGAAACACUAAACCGUAAGAAUGUGGUCCUGGUUUUGGGAAGAAGACUGUCCCAAGAUAAGAAUCAGUAUGACGAGGAGUCUGUACUGAUGGUGUGGAACAGUUCUCUACCUCUGGAGGUCAAGGACCUCAACAAACACUGUGAGAUGAGAGAGGAGAUCACAGCCAAGAUGAGAGAGCAGCAAAACGACUGAGUCACUGACUGAGCCCACAGCUUGAAUACACAUGGAAAAGGGAUUUCUCUGAAGAUUCAGUGGAGUAGUGUGUCUUCUGCACACAUACAGUACCAGUACACACAUACAGUACCAGUACACACAUACAGUACCAGUACAGGGGGAGACGUUACCUCACUGAAAUCACAGAGAUAAAACUAUCUCAAUAACUGACAUUGUCUGACAGCCAUACUUCUCAGGGCACUUCGGACCGUGUCAAAGACCAUGAAGAGACCACACGAGUGCACUUGAUUUAGGUUACAUUGUUUAAGUGCACUUUAACGUUUCCCUUCUCUAGUCCAAACUCAAAAGCUGUCUGGAUAUCUGCAUGCUCUAGUUAAGUGCACACUUUCAUAAUCAUCCCAAACUAUUGCAAGCACUGACCAGGGGUUGACUGUAUACUACAAUACCUAAAAGUAAGUAAAAUGCCUUUGAAUAAAGAAUAUUUUAAUCUUAGACAGUUUAGUAUUUUGAAUUGAAACGCUCCUGCCAAAUGUUAUUAGAAAUUGUUUGUAUGACUGCAAAAACUCUAAAAGGGAUGCUUUAUUUGUGUUGUUUUCAUUAUAAAUGUGUUGUUUACCUGUUAUCACCAUUAUGAAACUGAAGACAACUGGAAAAAAAGUCCAAGGAAAUAAAUUCUCACUUCUCAAGGGCCAUAUUUGAUUAUGUAUUCAAUACAUGCAUUUGUUUACCAAAUGACCCCAUUCCUUGUCUUUUGUCAAGAUGCGAGAUUUUAAGUCAUGUUAUGACUGUUGUACUUGUAAUGUAUGAUGUUGCAUCUCAGUAAAUUCUGUUUGACUUUUAAACAA
Molecule: messenger RNA, 8468 nt
Organism: Salvelinus namaycush (lake trout)
Lineage: Eukaryota; Metazoa; Chordata; Actinopteri; Salmoniformes; Salmonidae
Gene: lrrk2
Product: leucine-rich repeat kinase 2
Exons: 52
Biological process (GO): protein phosphorylation
Cellular component (GO): plasma membrane
Molecular function (GO): protein binding; protein kinase activity; ATP binding
Source: RefSeq, a predicted model, not a curated record